Messenger RNA from Acanthosepion pharaonis, 1497 nucleotides. The record is from the annotation of a GenBank genome assembly. NCBI's taxonomy places the organism in Eukaryota, Metazoa, Mollusca, Cephalopoda, Sepiida, Sepiidae.
AUGAAAACAUCUAUUUUUCUUUCUUUUUUUGGGGGGUUUUCUUUCUUUUCGUUUUGUUUUUCUAUCUUUCUUUCUCUCGGCAUUUUCUUUCUUUUUUUCUUAUGUUGCACAUAUUACAGUUUCUUUCUUUCUAUUUCUCUUUCUUUGUCUAUAUUUGUAUACGACUACACCUUCUUACCUUUUGUUUCUCUUUCAUUCUUUUUUUCUAUUCCACCAACUUUCAAUUUUCUUUUUCUCAUUGUUUUAACUUACCAUUUUCUUUCUUUCAUUUUCGAUGUACUUUUCAUUACGUUUAUUUCUUUUCUUUAUUCUUUUUCCAUUUUCUGUUCAGUUUUUCUUUCUUUUCUACUUUAUUUUCAUUUUCUUUAUUUAUUUCAUUCAUUGUUUUUUUUUCUUAUCAUUUCUCCUUUUACCGUUUCUCAUUCUUCCCUCCCUUCUUUUAUAAUUUUCUUUCGCUCUUUCUUUCUUUUUAGUGUAUCUUCUAUAUAUUUUCUUUCUUUCCUAAUUUCCUUCUUUGUUUAUGCUUACCAUUUCAUUUCCAUUUCUCAUUUUACAGUUCCUUUUUCUUACAUUCUUCAAUUAAUAUUUUCUUUCUUUUGUUCUUUUACAAUUUUAUUUCAUUUUCUUUCUUUCUUUAUUUCCUUCUUUCUUUCCAUCACCCUUUUCACUUUCCAAUUCUUUUACAUUUUUCACUUCCUCUUUCAUCUCCAUUCAUCAUUUUAUUUCUUUAUUUGUUUCUUUCUUUCUUUCUUUCUUUCUUUCUUUCUUCUAUGCAUUUUUCUUUCCUUAUGUAUUUCAUUCUUACUUUUUUUCUUUCCGUUUCCUUCCCAUUUUCGGUUUCUCUUUCUCCCUCCCUCAUUUCAUAUUUUCUUUCUUUCUUUCUUUCUUUCUUUCUUUCUUUCUUUCUUUCUUUCUUUCUUUUUUUCUCUUUCUUCCCUUCCCUCAUUUAACAUUUUCUUUCUUUCUUUUUCUUUCUUUCUUUUUUCUUUUUUUCUUCAUUUUCUAUAUUUCAGUCUUUAUUUCCUUUGUAUCUUUCAGUUUCUCUUUCUUCCCUUCCCUCAUUUAACAUUUUCUUUCUGUCUUUCUUUUUCUUUCUUUCUUUCUUUCUUUUUUUCUUUUUUUCUUCCUUUCUGUCUUUCUUCCUUUCUAUCUUUCUUUCUUUCUUUCUUUCUUUCUUUUCUUUCUUUUUUUCUCUACUCUUCUCUGCCCUCAUUUAACCUUUUCUUUCUUUUUCUUUCUUUCUUUUUUCUUUUUUCUUCCUUCCUGUCUUUCUUCCUUUCUUUCUUUCUAUCUGUCUUUCUUUCUUUCUUUCUUUCUUUUUUUCUCUUUCUUCCCUUCCCUCAUUUAACAUUUUCUUUCUUUCUUUUUCUUUCUUUCUUUCUUUUUUCUUUUUUUCUUCCUUUCUGUCUUUCUUUCUUUCUUUCUUUCUUUCUUUCUUUCUUUCUUUCUUUUGUAUCUUCUAUUCAUUUUCUAUAUUUCAGUCUUUAUUUCGUUUAG